Anthostomella pinea is the source of this 1806-nucleotide messenger RNA. The record is from the annotation of a GenBank genome assembly. NCBI's taxonomy places the organism in Eukaryota, Fungi, Ascomycota, Sordariomycetes, Xylariales, Xylariaceae.
AUGGCAGAGUACGUGUACCAGCCUCUUCUAGAACGGCAAUUCCGACUGUUGGACAUCCUACCGGGCACCCAGGGUGUCAUUCGCUGUCAAGUUCGAAACGUGCCUGUCUCGACAGAAAUCCAGUACGAAGCUCUAUCUUACUGCUGGGGCCAGGAAACAGACAAAGUCAAAAUCCUAGUCAACGGCUUGCCCUUCGCUACGACGCGAAAUCUCCACGCAGCUCUGCUACGCCUCAGGUCUCCAGAUCGUCCGAGGACACUUUGGGUAGAUGCAAUAUGCAUCAACCAGGGCGACAUCCCCGAGAAGAACAAGCAGGUACCUCUGAUGCGCGACAUCUACAAGUCUUCCCGGCGCACCAUCAUAUGGCUAGGGGAGCACGAUCUCCACACCAGGUCUGCCUUCCAGGCCGUCGAGUUCAUGGCCUCCAACUACGGCGGCGAGAAAUUCAACUACUACAACUGGAAGCAGAUGGCGCGCGGCGAGCUGCCGGGCGAAGAGGACUCGCUGUGGAAGCGCAUGCGCAGUCCGCCGGAGCGACUGAGGUCCGCCGCCGCCUUCAACUCGCUCUUCUCGCGGCCGUGGUUCACGAGGGUGUGGGUUAUACAGGAGCUCGCCUUGAGUCCCUGCGCCACGGUCGUCUGCGGCUCCUUUCAGAUGGAUUGGGUUCUCAUCGAGGAGGCUUUCAAUAUGUCGAGGACCAACUUCGAGGUCCAGAAUCACUUGGGUACGAUGCUGCGCUUUCGGAACUGGCCUGAGGAUUCGACCGAUGAUAUAUUUGCUCGCAUGACUGUGGCUUGGCACAAGGAUUCUACGGACCCCAGGGAUAAGAUUUAUGCGUUCAUGGGCCUCGUUGCGGCAGAUAUCAGCCACGUAUUCACGCAGUUCACAAGAACGUAUCUUUCGCAGACCAGCAACCUGCAAGUCCUCGCCAUCUGCCGAGGCUGCAAGCCGACAGACCCGCCCGAUCUGCCUUCGUGGGCAAUCGACUACAAGUUCGACAGGAACGAGGAACCUCUGCCAGAUCAGCUGAUCAGCCGGACCUACGACGGCUGGAAGGGGUCCGGAGGCGGAUGGGACGCGGGCGGUACCAGUCUGCAUAAGACAGUUGCCACCUUCGACGGGAACCUCCUGUGUCUCCAAGGUUUCAAAUUCGACUCCAUCGCAAGCAACAGCAUGGCAAAUGCUCCCGCGCCAGCACGCGUUGCGGCGAGUAACCUGGCAAACCUGGUAGGCGCCUGGAUGAGCGGUGUCACCUUCUGCCGCUUCUACAUGACCGCGAAAAAGAUGGCCGAGGAUGCCCACCCAGGCGGUGUCUAUACACCCACCAAGCAGACUGCGCUCGAGGCGCUCUGGAACAUCGUCUACGGAAACGACCCCCUGAACAAGUACGAGAACGCCCAGGCCGGGGCGAGGAAACAAUGCCAAGACUUCGACAGGAUACUGACCGAACAGACUGGCCAAACACCGCCACAGGGAUCCAAGGGGUUGGCUCAGCUCGCGAGAAUCCACCUUGCUCUGGUGGUCCUGCGCGGACUGCUGGGCGACACCCCGUAUCUGCAGUUCUUCGGCCGGAUCGGAACCACGAAGCAGCGGCGGUUCUUGGUCACGGAAAAGGGCUACAUGGGCCUCGGGCCACGGGAUUCCAGAGUCGGGGAUCACGUCCUCGUACUACAGGGCCAUCGGGCCCCUAUUGUGGCUAGACGCAGGGGCGACCGAUGGAGGACCGUGGGGGAGAGUUAUGUUCAUGGUAUCAUGGAGGGCGAGGCGUUUGAUCAAGGGAAAUGCGAAAUACUGAGGUUUGAAUAA